This is a messenger RNA of Pollicipes pollicipes, 852 nucleotides long. Its product is annotated as venom protein 302-like. The transcript has 4 exons. Gene Ontology annotation, biological process: regulation of cell growth; regulation of signal transduction. Gene Ontology annotation, molecular function: insulin-like growth factor binding. The coding region runs from base 153 to 590 and encodes 145 amino acids. The record is from RefSeq and is a predicted model, not a curated record. Lineage: Eukaryota; Metazoa; Arthropoda; Thecostraca; Pollicipedomorpha; Pollicipedidae. Gene Ontology annotation, cellular component: extracellular region.
CUCAGACGGAGCCGCACGUGGCAAGACUGACGACCGGCUCCUCGGCCCGCACGAGCUGCGUGAGGGUCACGUCGGCGAUACGUGAGGUGCACCUGACUCUGGUGCGCUCGAUCCCAGACCAACAUCCGGCGGUACACGGCAGACGGCACGGCAUGCGGCUCUCCGUCUGGCUGGCGUUCGCGGUCGCCCUCGUCACAUUCCAAAGGGCGGCCCCGCUCAGCUGCGCCCCCUGUCGCCCGGAGCAAUGCAAGCUGCGCAGCCCCAGAUGCAAGUACGGCGUGGUUAGGGACACGUGCUCCUGCUGCGUCACUUGCGGCAAGGGUCCCGGACAGCUGUGCGGCGGGCCGUGGGACUCGGCCGGCCGCUGUGGCCACCACCUGUACUGCAAGAAGAGGCCGCACCACCGCGAGCCGUACGCCGAGUUCAACGCGCUCGGCAAGUGCCGGCGGCCGCAGGCGGCGCGCCAGCUGCCGCGCGACGACGACGUCGUCUUCCCGGACGCCGAGCACGUGCAGCAAGACGAGAUGGAGCGGGCGGCGCGGCACGAGGCGGGCGCGCUCAGUCUCAUCAGCCCGCUCCCGGCCGCCUAGACGGGCCCUUCGGCCGGACAGAGCGAGACUGAGGCUGGCGGGCCGCCUAGACCGGCCUGAUAAGCCGACUCCUGGCCGUCUAGGGCGCCGCCACCCAUCUGAUCGGCCUGCACUCGGUCACCUAAAACGGCGCCGUCCGCCUGGUCGGUCCCCUUGUCGUCUCCACACGGUUUCACUGCCUGCUCCUAUUCCUCCUCCCCCAUGAAGCCUCUUCGCAACACCACCGCGUGUCGUCGGCUUCUCUAGUGCUGGUCGACUACUG